Molecule: messenger RNA, 1834 nt
Organism: Esox lucius (northern pike)
Lineage: Eukaryota; Metazoa; Chordata; Actinopteri; Esociformes; Esocidae
Gene: nr5a5
Product: nuclear receptor subfamily 5, group A, member 5
Exons: 7
Coding region: 155-1771 (538 amino acids)
Biological process (GO): tissue development; hormone-mediated signaling pathway; regulation of transcription by RNA polymerase II
Cellular component (GO): RNA polymerase II transcription regulator complex
Molecular function (GO): RNA polymerase II cis-regulatory region sequence-specific DNA binding; nuclear receptor activity; zinc ion binding
Source: RefSeq, a predicted model, not a curated record
GCGCCAUCAUGGAGCAAAGUCCGACAGUCCAACACUGGGGCCUACUGACAGCAAAGGUCCUGCUGUGUCUGCCUGUCUCUCUCCUUGUCCGUCCGGCUCCCUCCGGCUGUGAGAAAGAGGCCAGGGUGACUAGGCAUUCCCCGCUCCGUCCAAAAUGAACGUACACCAGGGCCACUUCCAUGCGGACCAGGCCUUCCAACAGUCCCAGCUCCUGGGCCGACACCACAGUGGUUACCCGCAGGAUCUGUUGUCCUCGGAGGGAUUGCAUACAUCUCAGGAGCUGAAAGCAGAACCAGAGGCCGGGCCAGAUCAUCCGGAGGGCUGCCCCGUGUGCGGGGACAGGGUGUCUGGCUAUCACUACGGCCUGCUCACCUGCGAGAGCUGUAAGGGUUUCUUUAAACGAUCGGUACAGAACAACAAGCGUUAUGCCUGUGCAGAGAGACAGAACUGUCCCAUGAACCCCUCCCAGAGGAAACGCUGCCCCUACUGCCGCUUCCAGAAGUGUCUGGCCGUGGGCAUGAAGAGAGAGGCAGUGAGAGCAGACCGAAUGAGAGGUGGUCGGAACAAGUUUGGCCCCUUGUAUCGACGAGACCGGCAGAUGAAACAGCAGAGAAGGCUGUGCCACCAGCAGCCACAGCAACCCGACACCGCCCCCUACAGGAUCAAACUGGACAGCACACAACCCCACAGACCAUCCAGCCUGCACCUAAUGUCCAGUCACAUGUCAGCGCUCCGGCCCUCUGACCAUUUCCACCAAUCCCCGGCCUAUCACUCCAAUAUGGGCCAAUCAGAGCUCACCACCAUGCCUCUGGACUGCACCAUGAGCCGGGACAGGGCGUCUGUAGCCCCUCCCCAGUCUCCGCCUUACCCUGGGCGGUACCAUGGGGCCUUUCACGAGGGGGCGUUGGAAUACCCGCAGGAGAAAAGGGAGAUGUUGCCUUACUGCUGCGGCCUAUCUCCUUCUGCCCCACACACACCUAACCGGCUACUCACCCCACCUACAUCCACACCAAGCUCCACCCCAACCCCCCCGUCAACCGCCCCCGCGCCUAGCUUCCUGGCCCAGCUCCUGGAGGGAGAGCCGGAUGAGCGCCAGCUGUGUGCCAAGGUGCUGGCCGUCCUCCAGAGAGAGCAGGCGGGCCGUGGAAAACACGACCGCCUCAACACCUUCAGUAUCAUGUGUAAAAUGGCCGACCAGACACUGUUCGGGUUGGUGGAAUGGUCCAGGAACAGUGCACUCUUCAAGGAACUCAAGGUGGAGGACCAGAUGGUGUUGCUGCAGAGCUGUUGGAGUGAGCUGCUGGUCCUUGAUCACCUGUGUCGCCAGGUGGCCUACAGCAGGGAGGGCUGCAUCUACCUGGUCACAGGACAACAGAUCGAGGUUUCCAACAUCCUGACCCAGGCGGGCGCCACUCUGAUCGGUCUGGUGUCCAGGACCCAGGACCUAGUGGUCAAACUCAAGGCCCUUCACCUGGACACUCAGGAGUUUGUGUGCCUCAAAUAUCUGGUCCUGUUCAACCCCGACGUGAAGUCUGUGCAGAACCGCCGGCAGGUGGAGCAGACCCAGGAGAAGGUGAACCGCACCCUGAUGGACCACACCCUCUACACCCACCCAGGUCACUCCGACAAAUUCGGCCAGCUGCUGCUCCGCCUGCCGGAGAUCCGAAGUAUCAGCCUGCAGGUGGAGGAGUAUCUGUACCAGCGCCACCUGCUGGGAGACCUGCCUUGCAACUCCCUGCUGACUGAGAUGCUGCAUGCAAAACACAGCUGAAUGACGCCCUGCUCAGAGAUCCUGAACGCUUAACGACGCCCUAACCAGAGAUCCUGAACAGUG